Molecule: messenger RNA, 3528 nt
Organism: Strongylocentrotus purpuratus (purple sea urchin)
Lineage: Eukaryota; Metazoa; Echinodermata; Echinoidea; Camarodonta; Strongylocentrotidae
Product: evolutionarily conserved signaling intermediate in Toll pathway, mitochondrial-like
Exons: 6
Coding region: 199-1398 (399 amino acids)
Cellular component (GO): mitochondrion
Source: RefSeq, a predicted model, not a curated record
GUUAUUUCGGAUACUGGGAAUCCGUGUCUAACAUUAAACGCAAGCACGCGACAGGCCAGGAGGAGAAAGAAAGAGGGUGCCCGAUAUGCGGAUGGUGGUCUACGGAACCGUGCAAAUGAAGUAGCAGAACGGUGGGCGUCACGCCAAGGGCUAGGAUACCACAGAUAUCAGUGAGGGAUUCGACCAAAGACUUAAGCCAUGGCCUCUCUCGGACGCCACAUGAUGCGAACUUGCAUGAAACUUGGGACAAUAUCUUCUACAAGAAACCUCCCUCUACAGUUUGUGCAAAGACAUUUCCCUAAACAUUAUCAGGCUACGCCAUCAUUUCAUACCUGUGCCAGAUGCCUGAGAGAUUCGGACAUCCCUGCAGGAUCAGGCAUCUCCAGAGUAGAGAGGAACUCCAUGGUCCUCUCCAAGACUCUCUUUGAGGAGGCCACGCACGAUUCACCAAAUAAAGGUGCUUUCAAGGAGGUCGUCACGACCUUCACAGAGAUGGACAAGAGGCGCAGGGGCCACGUGCAGUUCAUCGAGACCGCCCUGAGGUACAUGAAGGCCUUUGGUGUGGAGAAGGAUGUGGAAGCGUAUAACAUGUUGCUUGAUGUCUUCCCCAAAGGGAAGUACGUUGCUAAGAAUGCUUACCAGUCCAUGUUCAAUCACUUCCCCGAGCAGCAGGUGUGUGGCAUCAAGGUUCUACAGCAGAUGGAAGACAAUGCUGUCUUACCAAACAAUAAUACCAAGGAAAUCCUACUCGCAAUCUUUGGUCGGAAUGCCCAUCCGAUCAAGAAGUACCAGCGUCUGAUGUACUGGUUCCCCAAGUUUCGCAACAUCAAUCCUUUCCCUCUACCCAAGGAAAUGCCAAGCGACCCCAUCAAACUCAGCGAGAUUGGACUCAAGAGAAUAUCAGAAUAUGAAGCAGAGUUCACUGUUUAUAGUGUCAACAGGUCCAGUGAGACAUCAGUAAUGGUCCAAGACCAGGACUAUUCAGACCUUCAAGGCCGGGACUACAUUGCCAGUGUGCAGAGUCCAGAGCAGAAGGAGGACCUGUCCCAGCACCAGAUCUUCAGACCGCUCUAUGUGGAAGGACCGUACACUCUGUGGCUCAAGACAACCGUUCAGUCUUACUAUGUAUUGAGAACAGACCCAUUGGAGUUACAGGAGCCCCUUAUGUAUGAAAGAGGUCAACUUCCCCCAGCCCCCACAGAAGGCAAUGUCUACGCCAUGUGUAUGGCCAGCGAUGGCGACCGAGGGAUGUUAAAUGAAUGGAUCAAUAGACUACAGGAUGAGAACCCUCACCUAGCCAGGCUCACCGUCAUCUUCAAUCUAUUCGACAAGAAAGGCGAUGGCCAGGAGACACAGGUCCAUCAUAUAGGGGAGGGAACAAAGAUGCUGGGGAGUUGAUGAUAAUUAAUUUGCAUAGAUGCCUAUAUUGUGUUAAUACUAUAUAUACUUAUACUGAAUUGAAUUGGCAUAAUGGCUUCUUCAUCCUAUUCAACAAGAGAGGCGAUGGCCAAGAAACAAAAGUGCUUCGUUUGGGGGAGGGAACCAAAACGAUUAGAAGUUGAGGAUGAUUAAUUUGCAUAGAAGCAUAAUACACUGAAUAGAAUUGGCAAAGUUUCUUCUUCAUCGUAUUCACCCAAACAGGGGAUUUCCAGGAAGCGAAGGUGCAUCAUAAAGGGGAGGGAACAAAGAUGCUUGAAAGUUGAUGAUAAUUACUUGGCAUGGAUGCACACACUGUGUUAAUGAUAUGUAUCUUAAUACUGCAAUGGACAAAACUGACCGAUUAAACUUCAAUAUGUGAAACAGGAAACCCAAGUCUAUCUCAAAGAGACAAAGAUGUAAGGGAGUUGGUGAUAAUUGAUUUGCAUAAAUGUAUACAUUAUGUUUAUUGUUAUACAGUCAAACUUGUCUUUAACGACCGCCCAAGGUAAACACAAAAAAGUGGUCUUUGUAGACAUGGCGUCUUUGAAGACAGGCUUCUUUAUUACGUGUUUCAAUGUUAAACCAUUUUCAAGGGAAACAAAAAAUGUGGUCUUUGUAGACAGAUGGUCACUAAAGCAGGUUUGACUGUACUUCAUGCAUCAGGGCACAUUUGUACACAGAAUAGGCCCAUCAAAUAUCUCCUUUUCUGAUAAUAACAAUCUGCAAAAACUAGCCAUGUCUAAAAGUGACUAUAUUGGUCAGUUUGGGCAAAAAUGACUAAAAUGUUGUGUGAGCAGGGUCAAUAAUACUGAUAUUUUGGGAAUCAGUGCAAAGUGCAAAACUUUUACCCCGGAUAAGCUAUUUGAACAAAACCCACCACAAUUUCUGAUAAAUACCCCCAUCUCCUAACGUUGUCACAGCUGAUGUUUGUAUCGACUUUUUCCCAUGAUGCCUCACAUGAAAUCAACAAAACACUGGUGUUGCUACAUGGCGCUGUGGAUUGCAAUCCACCGUAUUGAAUCAGCAAAAUUGCAUUAUAUUUCUUACAAGAGGAAAGGCAAAGGCUAAGAAAUACACAUCCAUCAUGUAGGGGAAGGUUCAAAGACUUGCGAAAUUUGAUCAUGGAGAUUUGCAAUUUUGCGUAGAUGUAUCUUUUGUGUUAAAAUCAUUAUUGUAAAACACUAUAUUGCAUUUGAUGAAAUUUCCAUCAUUUUCAUCCAUUUUUGCCUUAGUCAAGAAAAGUUGAUGUAAGUUUGUAAUACAUUUGUAUGACAAAAUUGACUGAUAUGUAUAAGAAGGUGAGGCAAUUUUAAUUGAUAUACAGUGGAAACUCGUUAUAACGACGUCCUUGGGACCAAGGAAAUUACUUUGUUAUAUCAGGGUAAAAAAAUCAAAAGAAUAUAAAGAGCUGGGACCAGCAAAAUCAUCUUGUUAUAACAGAUACCUGGUUAAAUCAGAGCUCCUUAUACUGAGGUUCCACUGUAUAGGUAGUUUAUUUGCAGCCAGAAGGGUGUUAACUCAUCAUUUUACACAGAGCUAAUGCCGUACUGGCUCUAAACAGAUAUUUGCUCUUUAAUGUUGCAAAUUGAUAUUUGUUUUAUAUUUUGGGGUCUGGACUUAGACUUUGGGUGCCUCGUCUGUCCCUUGCUGUAUGAGACCAUAUGGGAAUAGACCAAUUGGGUAGGAGACUAAUUGGCUGUAGACAAAACGGCGAUAAAUCGUAAAGAUCAGAAUAUUAUGACAUGUUCGAGGACACACAUGUUUGUGGGAAUAUGACGUCCCGAGGGCGAUCUGGACAUUUACGUCAUAACCAAAGACCUGCUCUUUUUCUGUGCAAAUAGAGCAACUAAAUACAGUACCCCUAUUUGAAAGAGGCCUUGAAUUAUAAAUAAUGUAUAGGUUUCUCCUGUGAGUGGUUGUCAACUUGAAAGUGAAGGUACAGUUUGUAUGAAUGUCCUCGAUACCCCCACACCCCCAAGCAUCAUUAUGUAAUUUGCAUACUUAAGUUUGAAAGAAUCCAAAAUUUUACUCAUGAUACUGUAUAUAACUGUACAAUGUAUUGUUUUAUUUGUGAUAAAUGAUUAAAUUCUUUGAAUAUAUCACACUCGA